GUGGGGGGUUUGCUUGCUUUGAAUCCCUAAUGAGGGAACUGUUGAAGGCCUCGUGGGAAUAAUGCAAAGCUCCUUUCGGGAGAAAUGUCUUCAUCCUCCAUUCAUCCUUCCCCCUACAAAUGUUAUCCGAGCAACAGGCACCCAAUUGGAAAUAUCUCCAGUGCAGAAAGCACGACGACAAACAGUGCAACUCCAAACACACAUGAAAGCCUCGUAUUGGCUACACAAUAGCACGGGGCCAACCGUCCAUUCAUUAAUGGCAAAAAAUUGGGAGGAAAUGGGUUCUGAAAUCACAUUUUCUGAGCUCCUCGUUCUAAGUGCGCGGCCGCAGACUCACAUUAAUUUCCGGAGGGACUAAGUCGAGCGUCAGACAAAGACAGCUUCAUCUUCCUACGGCCAUUGGUUGGGCUGAAAUGAGCCUAAUGGAACGGAUUUGAUGAGAAAAUGUUCUCGUCACGCCAUUUGACGGCAGGCUGUCGAGGACCUUAAUGGGAUGGAGAUGUGACUGGAGCGUUUGGCUUACUGCUCUUGACAAGGAGGAAAAAUAUGAUUAGCUGUUAGAUAAAGCACCAAGGAUACAGGAUGGUGGGGGGGGGUGCACGAGGUGUUUUGUGUCAGUGUUUUUUAACCUGACGACCACUGAUACACACGAGCAACCAUUUUGCUCAUGUUUCGGUGAAUAGAAAACAACAUUUUAGGGGACAGAAGGGGCCCGCCCAAGCCAGUCUAAAAAACGUUACAAUGCUGCCAUCUACUGUUCAAUUUUAGUACUGAAGAAUAAUGCGGUUUUCCCACCAUGUUAAAUCGUGUCCUGCCUGACUGCAUUUGCAAUAAAUGUACAUGACAUCACAAUACAUAUAAAAACGGGAGGGAGUAUAUCAAAAUUUCGUUGCGUAGAAAAACGGUAUGUAGGCCAAACAUGCCGAAUGACUUGUCAUAAAUCGAAGUUUAUAAGACACCGGCCGAGAAAAACGUUAGAGUCUUGUUUUGCCCGGACGUUCCUGAACGCACCGGCAGGUCAGCGGAUGCUCGCAGCCGCUGCGGUUACCGCAGAGCGCCUUUGAAAACUGAAAACAAUGUUUCGGAACAGGAAAGCGGAUGCGUCUCGAUGACCCAACGAUGGUCCGUCGCUCCAGAGACGGUACUCGAAUCGGGACCGACGAGUCCAACGUUUGCGGUGAGGCUGAGGAGAGCGCGCGGUGGCUGCCGCCAUGGAUGCGGCUGUACUUCUACGGAAUGCACGGCGUCACUCUGGAUGUGGUGCUCUCCUCGUUGCGGGAGGUUCUAUCCAACCGGGACCCCAAGUUGCUCGGCUUUUCCUCACCGUGUCUGUGCGUGGUGCAUUCACUGACCCACUUGGCGCUGGAGAAAGUCUACUCGAAGAAGAGGAGCUUUCAAGGGAGGCCUGUGCUUUUCCAUCUGCUAGUUUAUCCUUCUGUUUACAUCGGGCUGCAAGUUCUGAUAGAGAACAUCGGCAACACACUGAGCAAGCAGGUGAGGGUCAUAUCUGGGACGCGCUUGGUCCUCCACUACAUCCUGGCUCUUUAUUUUAGUCAGGUGUUCCACAGGGGGGUGUCCAGGCUGCAGUACAGUCCCCCAGCGGGAUCCCGUCCGAUCCAAAGCGUCCCCGGGUAGGUCCGCUUCUUGUUUUUUGGCAUGCAUGGCUUUUUGGAUGAGGUGGCGUUCACGUCGGUGUUCAACCUGGUGGAGAACCGAAGCCUGACCGGUCACACGUCCCUGUGGUCCUUCCUGAUGUACGGGAGCUGCAGCUUCGUGGUGGAGAAACUGUACCUGCGCCUGCACUUUAAAAGAGGCUGGGGGUUGUGGCGGAGGCUCCCCAUCUACGUCUGCUUCAUCUACACUUGGGAGCUGUGCUGGGGUUUAGGUCUGAGGCAGUUCGACGCCUGCUCCUGGGACUACUCGCACUACCCGCACAACUUCAUGGGACUCAUCACCCUGCUCUACCUGCCCGGGUGGGUCUGCCUGAGUCUCUAUCAGGACGUGCUGUCCAAUAUCCUGCUCGGCAUCAGGUGCGCCAGAGAGGCUCUGCGACCAAGCGCGGACGGCGGAGAUGUCAACGGAUGGCCUCGGUCUUGCAAAAAAAGACUUUGAAAUUUACACUUUGGCUCAGUUGUGCGAGUUGCUUUUUCAGCGUCGCUUCAGACAGAAGACGGCGCUAUGAGGAAGUAAAAAGGGAACGUCUGUCAUUACGGGACCGCAAAAGGUUAUUCUCCAUGUCGGUGGAAACGUUGAUUAUUAUUAUUACAUUGAGGGGAAAAAAGAUGCUUAACAAAUGAAAUUCAAAGUCGGUAUCAGCACAAGGGUGCCUUUUAGACUUCCCUGUCAUCCAAAAACUUUUUUCCUUUGAACUUCAUUCAUUGUAUUCGGGAGAUCAAACGGCCACGUUUUUCUUUUUUCAGUUAAUUGCAAGUGAAAAAUAUACUUACAAUAGCAAAUCAUGUGAGCUUGCUUGGCAGGAUGAACAUUUUUGGUACUUUUAGUAUUGAACAAAUACAAUGGCUUGCAAAAAUAUCCACCCUCUUGAACCUUUUGACCUUUUGUUACAUUUCAGGCUUCAAACUUUAACAUUGCAUGUUCCAUCUUUCAGUUGUUUUUUUUUUGUGCGUGUGUCAAAAAAGAAAGGUUAAAAUAUCAUAUGAGGCCCAAAGGUGGCAAAAGUUCAAAAAGUUCAAGGGGAGGGGCCAUCUAUUUCUCAAGCCACCGUCCAUUCAAAGUUUCUGAAAAGUUUUUAUGUCAGCUGAUAUUUUACCAAGACAGAGUGGACAUGUUAAUCUUGACUACAUCCAACAACGCACAUUCGGUGAUUUAUUGUCAAAAGUGUAAAUAGUAAUCCUGUUUCAGUCUCAUUUGAAUCCAGACAAAAUGCUCGUGGUUAUAUUCACAUGUAAAAAUAAUGCACAUUCAGUUAUUUAAAAAAAAAAAAAAAGAAAAACACACACACACACACGGUCUGAAAUGAAAGAAGCAAAUUUGCGCAAAUGUUUGACCACAUUCUGCUUCAUUUUUAUGAUCAAUGAGGGAAUUCUAGUCCAGCUCUGUCAUUGUGCUAAUCACACUCAAGUCAGGCUGUCAAUCAUAUCCGGCAUAAAAAUAAAUAUCAUUCAUUUAAAUGUGUCGUCACUGUGAAUGCAAUCAUCCCGACGUUGCUUUUCUUGGAAUAUUUUAGUGAGUAUUUGUGCUCGGUUGUUACGUUUAUUAAUUAACUGCACCCACAAAAGAAAAAAUAAUCACUGUGAUGAUCAAAGCAAAUCUCACAAAAUCCUGUGUAUUUAGUAGCCGUCGCAGGUACGGGCCAGAAAUCAAACCGCGAAGUAACAUCUGUUCUCAAAAAGUCACUCAGCAGAACAAACGCAACGUCGAGUCCUAACAUGAGAAACUUGUUUGGAAAGGCCACAUGAGGAAGACCGGUUUUGAUGUGAUGACGUCACUUGCACUGUGGCCAAGUGGCGUGUUAAAUGUUUUUGUAUCUGACCUUGCAAUUUUUCGUUGAAGCAUUCUGUUGAGUUGACAUGAACACGGUUGCCUGCUACUCCAGACUUUGUUCCCCUGAAAACCAACAAAGAAAAUAAAUUAUAGAGCAGAACAUCACGAUAAUUUCAAAUAAUUUAGAGUCAACAAAAUGGAAGCCGUACACUUUCAUUUUCCAUUGACUAAACACAUAACGCACUUUUAGGCAGUUAGCAAGCCAAAAAA
Messenger RNA from Hippocampus comes (tiger tail seahorse), 3714 nucleotides. RefSeq names its product transmembrane protein 229A (gene tmem229a). NCBI's taxonomy places the organism in Eukaryota, Metazoa, Chordata, Actinopteri, Syngnathiformes, Syngnathidae. The record is from RefSeq and is a predicted model, not a curated record. The transcript has a single exon.